UACGCAGAGGCUUGGAAGUUCAAGAUGCUCUCGAAAUUCAAGUUCAGCGAAAAGAACUGCGAGUUAAGUCGGACAAGGUGCAUUACGGGUGUAAUAGUUGGUGCUGUUGAAGGACAGUGAACUCGAGGUAGAAAAUGCUCGGCUAAAUACACACCCGUGUGUAUUUAUCAUGGAGGGGUAAAUUUUACAAUCGCUGAGCAACCAAAUCUGCGAAAGCGAUACAAUGGAAGAAGACCGAGCUGAAGUUGAUUUGGGUAUCGCUGUUGACGUUGAGGAGAGACAGGAAGCAGAAGCACAAAGAUUACCCAAGAGGCGAUUCGUUGGGCGAAGACAAGUAGCAGAAGCAGCAUCGAAUGCUGAAGCGAAUGGAUCAACAGAGAACAGAGGCACAAUUCAAGUCUCGAAAUCGAGAAGAACGCCUCGGACUCUGAAUCAAGUCCCUCCCGAAAUUCUCAACGAUCCAGAAAUCAAUGCCGCCAUCGCUCUCCUUCCUCCGAACUACUCUUUCGAAAUACACAAAACUAUACAUCGAAUAAGGACAAAUGGCUCAAAGAAGGUUGCUCUGCAGAUGCCAGAAGGCUUAUUGCUGUUUGCCACAACAAUUUCGGACAUUCUCACACAAUUUUGCCCUGGUGUCGAGACUCUGAUUAUGGGUGAUGUGACGUACGGAGCGUGCUGUAUUGAUGACUAUACUGCGAGAGCUCUAGGAUGCGAUCUUCUCGUCCACUAUGCGCACUCGUGCCUGAUACCGGUCGAUGUGACUACGAUCAAAACACUAUACGUUUUCGUGGAUAUCAGCAUCGAUACAGCGCAUCUUCUAUCAACACUGGAAAAGAAUUUCUCGACAGGGAAGACUAUCGCCAUGGUUGGGACAAUUCAAUUCAAUGCGACACUACAUGGAGUCAGAGCACCUUUGGAAAAGGCAGGAUACAAUGUUCUGAUACCUCAGAUCUCACCUCUAAGUAAGGGAGAGAUUCUUGGAUGUACGUCGCCAAGACUAGAUUCAACGGACGGCGUGGAUAUUAUUCUCUAUCUUGGUGACGGACGUUUCCAUCUCGAAAGCGCUAUGAUACACAACCCUUCGAUACCUGCCUAUAGAUACGACCCAUAUUCUAGGAAACUUACCCGCGAGAAUUAUGAUCAUAAGGAGAUGCACACAUUGCGGCGAGAAGCUAUUUCUGCUGCUAAAUCAGCAAAGAAAUGGGGGUUGAUCCUGGGAUCACUCGGCCGACAAGGAAAUCCACAUACGAUGUCAAUGAUUGAGCAGAAACUCGAAGGCCAGGGCAUUCCGUAUGUCAACCUGCUGUUGAGUGAGAUCUUCCCGGGAAAACUUGCAAUGAUGGACGAUAUCGAGUGUUGGGUUCAAGUUGCAUGCCCCCGACUGAGCAUAGAUUGGGGCUAUGCUUUUCCCAGGCCUCUCUUGACACCAUACGAGGCUUUGAUUGUUUUAGGUGCCAAUGAAGAUUGGGAUAAGGGGAAUGGCGGAAUUUAUCCGAUGGAUUACUAUGGGAAGGAGGGCCUGGGACGAACGAAGGAUGCAAGGCUCAUCGCGGCUACGGGUUGACACCCCUUCUUUCCGCCUAAAACUUAUUCGCUCGACGAGAAAGCACAACAUUCAGAGCCCCUUCAGAGUAGAAGCCUCUACCCGAGUUGCACUAACUGGAGGUUUGG
Molecule: messenger RNA, 1671 nt
Organism: Mollisia scopiformis
Lineage: Eukaryota; Fungi; Ascomycota; Leotiomycetes; Helotiales; Mollisiaceae
Product: diphthamide biosynthesis protein-like protein 1
Exons: 2
Coding region: 224-1564 (446 amino acids)
Biological process (GO): protein histidyl modification to diphthamide
Molecular function (GO): 2-(3-amino-3-carboxypropyl)histidine synthase activity
Source: RefSeq, a predicted model, not a curated record